This is a messenger RNA of Alternaria incomplexa, 1299 nucleotides long. RefSeq lists its product as uncharacterized. The record is from RefSeq and is a predicted model, not a curated record. Gene Ontology annotation, molecular function: peroxidase activity. The transcript has 5 exons. Bases 1 to 1299 code for a protein of 432 amino acids. NCBI's taxonomy places the organism in Eukaryota, Fungi, Ascomycota, Dothideomycetes, Pleosporales, Pleosporaceae.
AUGAGGGUCUCAGUACUAUGCAGCGCAUCGCUCUUCUCAUUGGCGACCUUCGCCUUCCCUGCGAGCAUGCUCAAAGGCGACAUCAGUGAAGCGACCCUUGCGGAAAUCACCGCUUUGACAGAGAAUAUCUCAAGAGAUUUCGAGAGCAAGCGAUCGGGUACCCACGUCAAACGUGCAUUCAACGCAGAGGCUCAGCGCAUCAGUAUCACUGGUGACCAUAAAUACAUUGCGCCAGGCCCCAAUGAUCUCCGUGGACCCUGUCCUGGUAUCAACGUGAUGGCAAACCACGGUUACCUUCCCCGAAAUGGCAUCUCCACAAUCACACAAAUGACGACGGCCGCCAAUGAAGUGUUUGGCAUGGGCCUGGAUCUUUCCGCAUUUCUGGCAGUCUACUCCGCCGUCAUGGCCGGUGAUCUCACCUCCUUUUCGAUUGGCGGCAAACCUAAGACUGGUGGACUCCUAGGCGGUGUCACCUCAUCACUCGGCCUUCUCGGAGAACCACAAGGCCUGAGUGCGUCACACAACCGCUUCGAGGUUGAUGGAUCGCCCACGCGAGGGGACUUGUACUCAACUGGCAACCCCAUCUCUCUCAACUUGGACUAUUUCGAGCAGCUCCUCUCUAUGCCUCUCGGCGAGAACGGGAUUGAUAUCCCCGUCUUGACCGCGUUCCGUCUUGACCGCACGAAGCACUCGAUUGCUACGAAUGGACAUUACUUCUCAGGCCCACUCACGGCCCUUGCGCUUAACCCCGCGACAUAUCAAUUCACCUACCGUUUCUUCGCCAACCACACUGCUGAAAACCCAGAAGGCUACCUUGAUGCCGAAACACUCAUGUCAUUCCAGGGUGUUACUGGAGAGAAAGGUAAUUACAAGUGGGCUCGUGGGCAAGAGAAGAUCCCCGAGAACUGGUACCGCCGCGUCAUCGGCGACGACUACAGCAUCCUGGCCUUCACUUCCGAAGCCCUUUCGCUCGAAAAAGCCCACCCCGAAUUAAUCCGAAUCGGCGGAAACACUGGCCAGCCAAACACGUUCACUGGCGUCGAUGUUGACGACUUGACAGGCAACGUUCUCAACGCGCAGACGCUUCUCGAGGGUAAUAACCUAAUGUGCCUUGCGUUCCAGGCUGCCAGCGAAGCUGCUCCUGACGUCCUCCGCGGAUUAGUUGGCAACGUCUUGAUCGCUGUGCAAAAGUUGGCUUCUGUUCUAGACCCGAUUAUUGCGGAGCUUGGUUGCCCCGAGCUGAUUAAGUACGAUGCAACCCUGUUGAAGGCUUUUCCUGGUGCCGGAAGUGGGAUGUAG